AUGAUGCCCCAGGAGGCCUCUGCUGUUUGCCCCAGACCCAAUAGCUUUGCGUUCUAUUUUCAGCCCCUGCACAAGGGAUGUAGUUCCAAAGGAAAAAGAGUCAGCUACGCAUUGAUUCCUCGCAGCCUGCUGGACUGUUUAUGUCUUUACAAAGCACUCGCCCCGGAAAGGAACACGGACAGCGCUAGACAUUCCAGAAAACAAACCGUCCCAACAUCAGGCCUCCUGUACCCGCCCGUGGGCAGCCAAGCCAAGAACAGGAGUGGAUUCUUGAGUGGAAGGCUCCAAGGGAGACUCUGGAAGGUCCUGGCCCCCAGCGAUCUUGGAGAUUCUCUUAUCUACUCUGCGUGGAAAGAAACCCUCUGGCUCUUGACCAUGUCUGCCCCCUUAUGGAGAUGUAGGAUACUUCGGAUAGAAGAAAACAGGUUAAUGCCCCAGGAAGAUCUUGUGUGA
Molecule: messenger RNA, 453 nt
Organism: Rangifer tarandus platyrhynchus (Svalbard reindeer)
Lineage: Eukaryota; Metazoa; Chordata; Mammalia; Artiodactyla; Cervidae
Source: the annotation of a GenBank genome assembly